GAGAGAGAGAGCACAGAGAUAAAAAUACUCUGUAGCAACCGACACUCACACUCGCACGGUGACAUCUGAUUAACUGCUUGUCGAUCUCAGUUGUAUGUUGAUAACGAGCAACAGACAGUUUGACUCAGAUCUCAGUCCUGUACAGAUGGGAAAGACAGUGAGAGAGAAACUGACUGUUUACAAGACGCCCUGAAAGACCUGCAGCGUUGGACAAUGACUACUGCACCUAAAGAACUGGACGAGCUGUGCUACCUCACGGCUCAGUCCAUGACACCACUGGUGACAUCACAGCACUUCAAGCUCAUCAAAAAGCUGGGAGAGGGCUCGUACGGCAAGGUGAUGCUGGCGGUGCAUCAGAGGAGAGGAACCCCAAUGGCUCUGAAGUUCUUCCCCCGCCGCUCCACCACUCUCCAAGCUUUCCUGCGGGAAUACAAUCUCUCCGUCUCCUAUUGCACACACCCUUCUUUAACACGGGCUCUAGGCAUCUUCUACUCCACUCCUUCUCACUAUGUCUUUGCCCAGGAGGCUGGUCUCUAUGGCGACCUGUAUGAUGUCAUCGUGUCAGAGGAGGGGGUGAGUGAAGAGUCUGCACAGCGUGUGAUGUCUCAGUUGAGUGGUGCUGUGUCUCAUCUCCAUUCUCUUGGCUUUGUGCACCGUGACAUAAAGCCAGAGAACAUCUUCUUGUGUGACCGUGCUUGUCGCUGGGUCAAACUGGGCGACUUUGGCCUGGCGCGAGCACAGGGGACCGAGGUCCGUGCUGUGUGGUACAACUCCCCUUUCUGUGUGCCCGAGGUGGAGGGCGCCAAGACAGUCAGCGAUGCAGAGGAAGCGGAGGACAUCUGGAUGUCCGUUGAGCCCAGUUUGGAUACUUGGGCUUUGGGGAUCCUCAUAUACUGCCUGCUGACGAGCUGCUUCCCCUGGGAGGAGAGCACUUCUGAUGACCCUUCCUACUGCAAGUACAAAGACUGGUUCAACCGAAUCAAACAGAGAGAGGAGACACAAGACACUGUGAGGGAGGAGAAUGAGGCUGAAAUUGAUGUGCCCCCGCAGUUUGACUCUUUAAGCUCAUUCGUCCUCACCUUGCUGAGAAAGCUGCUGAACCCGCUGCCCCGGCUUCGCCCCGGGCCUGAUGAGAUCCUGUCUUACCUCGGGGGACCUUGGUUACUGAAGACAGAGAAAGAGGAGAUGAGGAGAGAGCAGGAGGCACAAGAGGAGGCCAAGAAGAUGCAUGAGAGAGGAGGGGUGGAAGGGGAAAAAGAGAUAUUGGGACGGAGGGAGAGAUAAAGAUUGCGCACGACAGCAAUAUUAUAAACAGAUGCACUUUAUUUUCAAGAUUUUAUAUAGCGUUUAUAUUUUGGAAUAUUAUUUUUUUAUAUCAAAAAAAUUGUUUUAUUAUAAAACUGGAGAACCUUGACACUUGGAC
This is a messenger RNA of Sinocyclocheilus rhinocerous, 1423 nucleotides long. RefSeq names its product SH3 domain binding kinase family, member 3 (gene sbk3). Gene Ontology annotation, molecular function: ATP binding; protein serine/threonine kinase activity. Gene Ontology annotation, biological process: protein phosphorylation. Lineage: Eukaryota; Metazoa; Chordata; Actinopteri; Cypriniformes; Cyprinidae. The coding region runs from base 214 to 1284 and encodes 356 amino acids. The transcript has 4 exons. The record is from RefSeq and is a predicted model, not a curated record.